Molecule: messenger RNA, 1944 nt
Organism: Mesocricetus auratus (golden hamster)
Lineage: Eukaryota; Metazoa; Chordata; Mammalia; Rodentia; Cricetidae
Gene: Tpst1
Product: tyrosylprotein sulfotransferase 1
Exons: 6
Coding region: 298-1410 (370 amino acids)
Biological process (GO): peptidyl-tyrosine sulfation
Cellular component (GO): Golgi apparatus
Molecular function (GO): protein-tyrosine sulfotransferase activity
Source: RefSeq, a predicted model, not a curated record
CUGAGGCGGCGACCGCGGCCAGUCGCUGCUGAGGCGGCCGUGGGUGCGCUUCUCGGCGGGGCCGGGCAGGGCCGACGCCUGGCGGUGAGGAAGCGCUCCCUGGGCGGGCGCCAUGGCCACCAGUUAGGGCGGCGGGAGAAAAGGCCGAAGCCCAAGAUGCCGGAGCGACGGCACGGCUGCGCCUCCGCUAUCGUAGAUGCUGACCAUCUUUCUGUAGUAGAAUCUCCAUGGCCUGAACGUUUCUUGACAAUAAUUUUGAACAAAAUAUAUGUUUAAAAAGAAGAUAACCACAUCAAGAUGGUGGGAAAGCUGAAACAGAACUUACUUUUGGCAUGUCUGGUGAUUAGUUCUGUGACAGUGUUUUACCUGGGCCAGCAUGCCAUGGAGUGCCACCACCGGAUAGAGGAACGUAGCCAGCCAGCUAGACUGGAGAACCCCAAGACUACUGUGCGAACAAGCCUGGACAUCAAAGCCAACAAAACCUUCACCUAUCACAAAGAUAUGCCUUUAAUAUUUAUCGGAGGUGUGCCUCGAAGUGGAACUACACUUAUGAGGGCUAUGCUGGAUGCCCAUCCUGACAUCCGCUGUGGAGAGGAAACCAGGGUCAUCCCUCGGAUCCUUGCGCUGAAGCAGAUGUGGUCCCGGUCCAGUAAAGAGAAGAUCCGUCUGGAUGAGGCUGGUGUCACUGAUGACGUGCUGGAUUCUGCCAUGCAAGCCUUCCUUCUGGAGGUCAUUGUUAAACAUGGGGAGCCAGCACCUUAUUUAUGUAACAAAGAUCCUUUUGCCCUGAAAUCCUUGACUUACCUUGCUAGGUUAUUCCCCAACGCCAAAUUUCUUCUGAUGGUCCGAGAUGGUCGGGCAUCAGUACAUUCAAUGAUUUCUCGAAAAGUUACCAUAGCUGGAUUUGACCUGAACAGCUACAGGGACUGUUUGACCAAGUGGAAUCGGGCCAUAGAAACCAUGUACAACCAAUGUGUGGAGGUUGGUUAUAAAAAAUGCAUGUUGGUUCACUAUGAACAGCUUGUUUUACACCCUGAACGGUGGAUGAGAACACUCUUAAAGUUCCUCCAUAUUCCAUGGAACCAUUCAGUUUUGCACCAUGAAGAAAUGAUCGGAAAAGCUGGGGGAGUGUCUCUGUCAAAAGUGGAAAGGUCAACAGACCAAGUCAUCAAGCCUGUCAACGUCGGGGCACUGUCAAAGUGGGUUGGGAAGAUACCCCCAGAUGUUCUACAAGACAUGGCAGUGAUUGCACCCAUGCUUGCCAAACUUGGAUAUGAUCCGUAUGCCAAUCCCCCUAACUAUGGAAAACCUGACCCCAAGAUCCUUGAAAACACCAGAAGGGUCUAUAAAGGAGAAUUUCAGCUACCCGACUUUCUGAAAGAAAAACCCCAGGCUGAGCAAGUGGAGUAGCUGAGCCUGGGAUUUCCCACAUCGAGGGACAGGACGACGGCUGCCUUUUCUACAGAAGGGAGAUCUCUGGAACUGCUGUCUUCUGCUGGGAGAAGUGGGGUGUCCCAACCACCUGCCAGCCUCGUCCCUUAGAGAGGUGUCACACAGCCAGCCUCCCUGAGUGAUGGCUCUUGAGCCCCUGACAUGCACAACCCUCAAGAUUAGGAACCCAGCAAGGGCACAACUCUGUUACAGCUCCUCUUGUCUGUGUCUUUUCUUACCAGAUUCCAGGCUCAAUUUCAGGAGCAGGAGACUUUAAAGAUGGCAUUUGUUAACAAAAUUGGCAGUCUCAUUCAGAAUAGGUUGUCUGUACAUGUUCCAGUGUUUUGUACAACACCAGUGCCUGUUUAAAUGUAUUGAUGUGGAUAAUAGUAAAUACCUUAAUUAUUUAAAUAAUUCAUUGUAUUGUUUCAGAGAUGUUGGGAAAUUACUGUAUACAUUUACAACCUAAUGACUUUUGUAUUUUAUUUUUCAGAAUAAAAGCUUAAAUGUGAA